GCAGGGACUGCAGAGCUGCAGAGGAGGGCGGUGGAGCUGACAGCUGCAGGUCUGAUCUCUGCCAUGGACGCGCUUCCCGACCCCACCGGGGCGUUUGCCGUGCACCUGCUGAAGACGCUGUGCCAGGACAGGCCCGGGGACAACGUGUGCAUCUCCCCCGUGAGCGUGGCCGCCUCCCUGGCCAUGCUCCUGCUGGGGGCCGAGGGGAGCACCAAGGCCCAGAUGGCCCAGAUGCUCUCUGUGAGGGCGGAAAAGGACAUCCAUCGCGGGUUCCAGUCCCUCCUCGCCAAAGUCAGCAGGCCCGGUGGCCAGUACUUGCUGAAGAUGGCCAACCGGCUCUUUGGAGAGAAAUCCUGUAACUUCCGCUCGGCCUUCACGGAGGCCUGUCGCCGGCUGUACCAGGCCGACCUGGGGCAGCUCUCGUUCGCCAGCGCCGCCGAUCAGGCCACGGCAUACAUCAACAACUGGGUGUCCAAGAAGACAGAAGGCAAAAUCCGAGAGCUGCUGACCAGUGACUCCAUUAGUGAGCAGACCAAGCUGGUCCUCGUCAACGCCGUCUACUUCAAAGGAAGGUGGGAAGAUCCGUUUGAUAAGACGUACACGACGGAAAUGCCUUUCAGAAUAAACCAGAAGGAGCAGAGGCCGGCCCAGAUGAUGUUUCAGGAAUCCACUUUCAAGCUCAACUACGUAGAGGAGAUUCGGACCCAGAUCCUGGAGCUGCCCUACGUCCAGAAGGAGCUGAGCAUGGUCAUUCUGCUUCCGGACGACGACGUGGACCUCACAUGGGUGGAAGAUCAGCUCACGUUCGAGAACUUGCAAGCCUGGACCAGGCCGGGCUGCAUGCAGAGCACGGAGGUCGAGGUGGUCCUGCCCAGGUUCCGGCUGGCAGAGGAUUACAGCCUGGAGGCCGUGCUGCCCCGCCUGGGCAUGGUGGAUGCCUUCGAGGGCGGGCUGGCCGACUUCUCGGCCCUGGCAGACCCCGGGAACCUGUGCCUGUCGGCGUUCGUGCAUAAGACGUGGCUGGAAGUGAACGAGGAGGGCACGGAGGCCGCCGCCGCCUCGGGCGUGGACAUCGAGGAGGACUGUGGCGUGGAGCUGCCCCAAUUCUGCGCCGACCACCCCUUCCUCUUCUUCAUCGUGCACCAGGAGACCCACAGCAUCCUCUUCUGCGGCAGGUUUUGCUCCCCAUAGCGGUGCGUGCCGGCAGCAGUCUCCCUCACGUCGCUCCCACGCAUCCUCCCGGUUCACCUCACCCCUGCAAUGCCAGAGAGGGGUGGUGGCCGCGCCUCCCUCUGGGUCACUGGCCGGAACCACCCCAGCUCCCCGCUUACUGACCGUUCCCACGUGCUGUUAUUCCGAUCACGGGACAAGAGGUCCGGACGGUCGCAAACGCAGUGGGGCUGGCGGGCUCACGGGGGGCUUCCCCACACGCGCUGCUCUCUCGCGCCUCCCACACGGCUUUCCUGCUGGCUACACCGUGGGCCUUCUUGGACCUUGUGCCCAGUUUGACUGUUUCGGUCACGAUGGUUAGCACGGACUCUGAAGCACUUUCCAGGUGUUGAGGCUUUAGUCUAAGCCUGUUGGAAGCUUUGACUGGUUCUCAGUCUCCUUCUGAAGGACUUUGCGGGCCCUCCGGCCUGCGGAUGUGCUGGGGGUUUUAGACGCACAGUGCCUCCAGUCCACCAUCCUCUGGGCCAGGAGCUCGGGGCCAGGAUCUUCGUCCUUACCAGCUUUAAUUGUUGUGGGGCCAGAGUGAUAGUACAGUAGGGAGGGCAUUUUUGCCUAGCACACAACCGGUCUGGGUUCGAUUUCCAACAUCCCUUAUGGUCCCCCGAGCAUUACCAGGAAUGAUUCCUGAGUGCAGAGCCAGGAGUAAUCCCUGAGCAUCGCCGGGUGUGAUCCCAAAAGCCAGUGAAAUAAAAUAAUUAUUGCGCAGCGCCGGAAAGCACUUUUCCGGCAUGCCGCCAAUCCGGGCUCGGCUGGCGUGAUCCCAGAGCUCCGCCAGGAGUGAUCUCUGAGCCGAGCGAGGAGAAGCCCUGGGCACAGCCAGAUGUGGCCCCCGAACAAACAAAAAUUGCUGGGGCCAGAGAGACAGCACAGCUGGGAAGGCUCUUGCCUUGCAAGGGGCUGACCCGGGUUCGAUUCCAGGCACCAUGCAGGGCUUCCUGAGCCAGGCCAGGAGUGAUGGCUCGGCUGAGAGCCAGGACUAAUCCCCGAGCUUAGGCCACCAGCUGUGGCCAAGCUCCUCACCAUCUUCAGCACCCCUCCUCCGCCCCCAGCCCUCAGCCAAGCACUCACACAUCUCCAACGGGGGUUGGCUCCCAGGGGCCUGGGACCCGACCCCCGAUCUUGUCCCAUAAUUUAUACAAUAUGCAAAUGAGGUCCCUGUCGGAUACUCAGGACUGAACCCGAGUGCCAGAGUGGGUGUGGGGUCCUCCGAGCGUGGGCCUUUGGCAGCUUCGCAGCUGUCAACAUUUGGUCUUGCCCCGAGCUCCUGAUCCAUGACUAAAAAAGGGCAGGGACAGAGAAGCCGUGCAUUCUUUCUGGGUGACCGAACAGGAUGUCAGGAUGUGAAUCUUUCAGUUUCACAGUAUCAGUUGAAUAUGAAAGAGGUAAGCCAAGACCCACAGUGCUGAAAGGAAUUGAGGAAUCGAGGUCUGGAAGCAGCAUUUCAGGGGGCAUCAGAAGUCCAAGAGUAGCUUGCUGAGAGGGAAAAUUAGGGUGCUGAGGGCCAGCAGGGCCAUCCCUGGGUGCCGUCGGAGGAGGACAUGUAGAGUUGGGGUGGCCACACAGUGCCCGGAAUCAGAUCAGGGACCCCCUCCAUCCCCUUGAACUGUCACCCCAUCUGUGUCAGGAAAGGGGACUCGGAGGCCAGUGCUCCGGAGGAGAGGAGGGUACAGGCAGCGAGGGUCAGCGGUGCCUUCCAUCGGGUCCUCCGUGGCUGAGUCCCAAGGACACUGGGGCUCACGGCCUCUUCUGAGGCAUGUUGGUGGGGCCUUGAUGAGGGUCAUAGCAUCCAAGAGGAAAUGCAGGAACGUGGGUGUCAAGCGUGCGGUUCCCUUACCGGGUCCCUGGGUUGGGAUGGAAAGGAAAUCAGGCCGACCCUGGACCCCUCCCCGAGGAGGGAGAUGUUUGUGUGUUGGCAAACGCUCUUUAUUUAUUUAUUUUUUGGUUUUGUUUUGGGCUAUCCUGGGUGAUGCUCGUGGCACGGUGCUCAGUGCUCGAGGCUCCAGCCUACGGAGGCUCAAGAUAGAGCAGGCCCUCUGGCUGCCUCCCGCCGGUCCUGGCAGGAGAGUCUUCCAGAGAGAGCUGUUCCUGCCAGUGCUCACACCUGACUUCGGGUGUGCUGUGGACACACAGGGAAAGAGGCGGAGAGGGCCGGUGAGCAGGAGGAAACGCAUCCCUGCGGGGAUGAAGAGGCACUUUGACUUCCCAGCCGCAAGGGCAGGGCCGCCGGAGGAAGGAGCGUCCAGGCUUCACUCGGCGGCGUCUGUGCCGCCUGGGAAACGGGACAUUCUCAAGAGGGGAGAAUGUUGGACGGCUGAGCGUGGAUUGGCCCCGGGACUGACUCUGGCCGAGUUCUAACACUCCCCCAUCCCCGGCCGGCCGCAGAUUACUUGUGUCUGGACUUUGAACAAGGGUGCGGUUCGAUGGUGAGGAGGGGAGGGGUGUCGCUCUGGAGACACCUUUGUUGGAGGUGGCCUGGGGGUGGGGGCGCGGGUGACGGAGGAGGUGGGCAGGAGCGAAGCAGAGGGACUUCAGUGGCGGAAAAUGUGCGGUGGUGAGGGCGGGUGUUGGAACAUUGUAGUACUGAAUUGCAUCACUGAAACCCAGCCACGUACAACUCUGUAUC
Messenger RNA from Sorex fumeus (smoky shrew), 3853 nucleotides. Its product is annotated as serpin B9-like. The record is from RefSeq and is a predicted model, not a curated record. The transcript has 7 exons. The coding region runs from base 64 to 1191 and encodes 375 amino acids. Lineage: Eukaryota; Metazoa; Chordata; Mammalia; Eulipotyphla; Soricidae. Gene Ontology annotation, cellular component: cytoplasm. Gene Ontology annotation, biological process: negative regulation of endopeptidase activity. Gene Ontology annotation, molecular function: serine-type endopeptidase inhibitor activity.